Messenger RNA from Vigna umbellata (rice bean), 2819 nucleotides. Its product is annotated as E3 ubiquitin-protein ligase WAV3-like. Lineage: Eukaryota; Viridiplantae; Streptophyta; Magnoliopsida; Fabales; Fabaceae. The record is from RefSeq and is a predicted model, not a curated record.
UACUCCUCACUCACACACACACACACUCAUCUCCAGCACACCCAGUCCAUGGCCGCCAACAAAAACAACGUAAACAACAAACAACAACAACCAACGUAACAUCCUCAAUAUUAACAACGACCAAACCAAACCAAGCACUUCCUUCUCAAACCAUGCCAGUGCUACAUUAUAUUGCUUGCUAGUACCUCCUGCCAUCCCUCUCUUCCAACGCAUAUAUUUAUUCAUUCAGUGGCCUCGGUUUUCGUGCUCCCUUCCUACUUUUCAUAAAACCCCAUUUCUUCUCUCUCUGCAAAGCUCGAAGCUUUUCACCAUUUGAGAUCUGGGAUUUCCGGGCUGGAGCUUUUUCCUUUCUGGGUUGCAGCAUUUUCGCCGUCAGAGAGAUCCCAACGUCUCCUACCAUGGCAAGCAAGUGGAAGAAAGCCAAGGUCGCGCUUGGUCUCAACCUCUGCAUGUUCGUCCCCAGAACGUUAGACGACGAUUCGCCGCCCCACACGGUGGUUUCCGAGCGCCUCUCCGACGCCGCCCUACUAUCUCCGGCCAGCUGGAACACCAGCUCUUCCCGCCCCACCACGCCGCUUUCCUCUUUUCACGGCUUGAAACUUUCCAAAAGUAGCAGCAAAUCCUCCAAGCAAACCUGCUCAAUAUGCUUAACCAAAAUGAAGCAAGGAUCCGGCCAUGCUAUAUUCACUGCAGAAUGUUCACAUUCCUUCCAUUUCCACUGCAUUGCUUCAAAUGUGAAACAUGGAAACCAAAUAUGUCCGGUGUGUAGAGCAAAGUGGAAGGAAAUACCCUUAUCGGGUCCCAGUUUGGAUCCUAUCCCUGGCAGAGUUUCACCAAGUCCCAUCAAUUGGCCCCAAAAUGAUGCUUUGAUGGCAGUGGUCCACCGUCUACCCCUACCUCAUCCUCACCGAGAUUUAAAUAGGAGGCAUGUUGUGCCACUUUAUCAGGCUUCUGAGCCAGGCAUAUUUGACGAUGAUGAAUCCUUGAAUCAUCAAAAUGUGUUUUCUGAGCGAAGUCCUUGCAUUGAGAAUACUGAAGAUACUGAGGCUGCUAGAGCUAUAGAGAUUAAAACAUUCCCAGAAGUAUCUGCUGCUCCGGGAUCCAAAACUCAUUCUAACUUCACAGUUUUGGUUCAUCUCAAAGCUGCUGCUUCCGCAGACACAGCUGCAGUUAAAAGACAAAACCUUAGCAGAAACCAGGCAAACUUGGCACAGAUUUCACAGACUCCACGUGCCCCUGUCGACUUGGUCACAGUGCUUGAUGUGAGUGGUAGCAUGGCUGGAACUAAGCUUGCACUGCUCAAAAGAGCAAUGGGGUUUGUCAUACAGAACCUAGGCUCUAAUGACCGGCUCUCUGUUAUUGCCUUUUCUUCCACAGCUCGUCGCCUUUUUCCUUUGUGCAGAAUGACCGAUUCUGGGCGACAGCAGGCACUGCAAGCUGUUAAUUCUUUGGUUGCAAAUGGUGGUACCAAUAUUGCAGAAGGGCUGAGAAAAGGUGCCAAGAUAAUGGAAGAUCGAAAGGAAAAGAAUCCAGUUGCCAGUAUUAUCCUGCUGUCCGAUGGUCAAGAUAAUUACACUGUCAAUGGCUCUGGAACUAACCAGCCUCAACCAAAUUACCAGUUUCUUCUGCCCACUUCUAUCAGUGGUGAUGAUAGUUCAGGAUUUCAAAUUCCUGUGCAUGCUUUUGGAUUUGGUGCAGACCACGAUGCUUCACUGAUGCACUCCAUUUCAGAGAUUUCUGGUGGCACGUUUUCUUUCAUCGAGACUGAAGCCGUGCUACAGGAUGCGUUUGCACAAUGUAUUGGAGGACUUCUGAGCGUAGUUGUUCAGGAGCUUCAAGUGGGAAUUGAGUGUAUACACCCAAAUCUCAGUCUCGUCUCACUAAAAGCAGGAAGUUACCCAACCCGUGUGGUGGCGGAUGGACGCAAAGGAUUGAUUGAAGUCGGAGACCUGUAUGCCGAUGAAGAGAGAGAUUUUCUAGUGUCAGUUAAUGUCCCUGCUGCAUCUGGCAAUGAAACAUCAUUGAUAAAGGUGAAAUGUGUAUACAAGGAUCCCUUAACUCAGGAAACAGCAACAAUAGAAAGUGAGGAAGUUAAGAUUAAGCGGACAGAAAUGUCUGGGCAGGUAGUAAUGUCACUUGAAGUGGACAGACAGCGCAACAGGCUCCAAGCAGCGGAGACAAUGGCCCAGGCUCGUGUUGCAGCUGAACGGGGGGACCUGAGUGGAGCAAUAUUAAUUCUUGAAAACUUUAGAAAGAUGCUGUCGGAGACUGUUUCGGCAAAAUCCAACGACCGCCUAUGUGUUGCAUUAGAUGCUGAGCUUAAGGAAAUGCAAGAGCGGAUGGCGAGUAGACAUGUGUAUGAAGCAUCUGGGAGAGCAUAUAUACUUUCUGGAUUGAGUUCACAUUCAUGGCAAAGAGCAACAGCAAGAGGUGAUUCCACUGAUAGGUCGAGUCUUGUUCAGGCAUAUCAGACACCAUCAAUGGCCGAGAUGCUUACUCGAUCUCAGGCCACGUUACUAGGUAGUCCAUCAGGGCAGAGGCUUCUCCAGCCACUGUUGUCAGUCAGAUCACAACCAAGGCCACGGUGAUCCAACUGGGAUUUUGGGAAACCAUCUUCAAAUUAAGCCCUUCCACUGAUUUUGCCAUUUUGGCUUAUGAAAUAUGUGGGAGAGGGUGGUAGUACACGGGAGUCAUGAACAGAAGAUUUCUUUGAGCUGUGAUUUUGUUGUUUAAUAUAUGUAAAAAUGAAUAAAAUAUUGAGGAAAGGGUGGAGGGUUACUUAAAACCAAUGGAGAAAAGGGCAGUAGACAGGAAUUUAC